AUGAGGAGUUCUGUGGAUCUCAUUCAAGUAGUUGUACCUACUAAAACUCCAAAUUGCAAUUGCCUCAUUGCAAAAUUAGGGUUAACUCACAUGUGUCAUCAUCGUAUAGAAGAAUGGGAGUUCCUAAAGCAACAGAGUAGUCAAAAGCCUUUCAGCAAUUUGAGUGAAACUACUAGCGUAGCUUCAGAAGAUGAAGGUUCUUUGGAGGAAACCCAGGAAAAUGCAUCUUAAAGUCAA
Gryllus bimaculatus (two-spotted cricket) is the source of this 237-nucleotide messenger RNA. The record is from the annotation of a GenBank genome assembly. NCBI's taxonomy places the organism in Eukaryota, Metazoa, Arthropoda, Insecta, Orthoptera, Gryllidae.